This is a messenger RNA of Monoraphidium neglectum, 528 nucleotides long. RefSeq lists its product as hypothetical. Gene Ontology annotation, molecular function: protein binding. The record is from RefSeq and is a predicted model, not a curated record. The transcript has 5 exons. Lineage: Eukaryota; Viridiplantae; Chlorophyta; Chlorophyceae; Sphaeropleales; Selenastraceae. Bases 1 to 528 code for a protein of 175 amino acids.
AUGCUGCUCCUUAAAGUGCAGCAGCAGGGCGAGCGGCGGCGCGAGGAGGGGUUGGCCGCGAAGCUGCGCGCGGCGCAGCUGCUGGACGCGCGCCGCGCCGCACGCCACGCGCGCGAGGCCGCGCUAGACGCCGCGCGCCGCCGCGAGUGGCGCGCCGCGCGGCUCGCCGCCGUCGUGCGGGCGACGUCGAAGCUCGCGGCGGGGCUCGCAGCGGCGCGGCAGCUGAGGGCGGCGCGGGCGCGGAUGCAGCACGCCGAGGAGGCAGUGGUCGUCAUCCAAAAGUGCUGGCGGGGCUACUGGCAGCGCAAGGCCUUCCUGAGGGCAAAGCGGGCGGCGGUCGCGUUGCAGCGCGGCUACCGGAGGCACCUAGCCAACGGCUCGGGCUCGGAGGCCGGGCGCAGCGCCGCGGCCGCGCUGCUGGUGCAGUUCCUGUGCGACACCCAGGGGCUGCAUCACCUGGCUAUCGCCGUCCGCCGGCUGCGCCAGACAGUACAUGCCCGCAAGCAAUCGAGCGGGCCCCUCGGCUGA